GUAGCAAAGAGCCAAUGGGGUGAGGGAGUCGUACGCGGCGCCUCCGCCCUCACUGCCAGCUACGUCACUGCGCUCUCAGUGUAUCCCGACGCGGUGGCGGCGCCUGUUUUUUUUAAGUCUGUAUCUGCUAUUGUCGGUGACCGGGAACCGGGAUGGGAGUAACCGUGGAGAGCGUCUGUCCCGGCGACGGACAAACAUUCCCAAAGAAGGGCCAGAAAGUAGUUGUACACUAUGUGGGGUAUCUGGAAAAUGGAAAGAAGUUUGACUCCUCUCGAGACAGAAACAAGCCCUUCUCUUUCUAUAUUGGAAGGAAUGAGGUGAUCCGUGGCUGGGACGAAGGCGUUGCACAGAUGAGUGUGGGGCAAAAGGCACGUCUCACGUGCACCCCGGAUUAUGCAUAUGGCAGCACAGGACACCCUGGCAUCAUCCCACCUAAUGCCACACUUAUUUUUGAUGUGGAGCUACUUCGACUGGAGUAGGUGUCAGUUGACCCUAGAGGGGUUGGUGCUGAGAGCUGUCUGCCUCCGAUGACUAUUUUUCCGUGUGAGCAGAGUACAGAACACAGUGGGCAUGCAGCCUAACCCUAGCCUCCUCCCCACUUUUACAUAUUGUCUUUUUUGUCUUUUUACCUGGGUGGCUGGGGUGGUACUGAGCAAUCCCGCCUAAUGUUUUGAAAAGGUUAAGAUGACUGCACCAAACACCUAUUCCACAUCCAGCCAAUAACGUCACAGCUCUGUAAAAAGGGUGGAGUAUUGCUCUAAUUUUGACCACCUGGGCAUGGCAACCACAAACCUAGAGUUUAGACAGCUCUAUUAAAGUUCCCUCUAGCUACACCAGAACUGUCUGCCUCUGCACUGCUUUGCCUACGUGGCUGGUCCUGUCUGCGUCGCAUGCAGCCCCCAGUGUGCACAAUCCACAUUAAACGGCUUUUCUCUA
Molecule: messenger RNA, 936 nt
Organism: Pseudophryne corroboree (corroboree frog)
Lineage: Eukaryota; Metazoa; Chordata; Amphibia; Anura; Myobatrachidae
Gene: FKBP1A
Product: FKBP prolyl isomerase 1A
Exons: 5
Coding region: 153-479 (108 amino acids)
Biological process (GO): protein peptidyl-prolyl isomerization
Cellular component (GO): sarcoplasmic reticulum membrane; cytoplasm
Molecular function (GO): peptidyl-prolyl cis-trans isomerase activity
Source: RefSeq, a predicted model, not a curated record